Molecule: messenger RNA, 465 nt
Organism: Ctenocephalides felis (cat flea)
Lineage: Eukaryota; Metazoa; Arthropoda; Insecta; Siphonaptera; Pulicidae
Exons: 3
Coding region: 1-465 (154 amino acids)
Source: RefSeq, a predicted model, not a curated record
AUGUAUUAUACAUCCACCCAUAUGGAUCUUAAUGUGGAAAAAGUACACUUCUUAACCAAGACAGUGCCUUUGGAAGUCGUGGAAAAAGUUGUGGUCAAAGAAGUAGUCCCUGAAACUGUCCAAACUGUCAAGACAGUUCCUCAAGUUCAAGAAGCAGUCGUCGUGGACGAGAAAGUUGUCGAAACGUCUGUACCAGAAGAUGCUCAGGUUGUCAAGACUGUCCCAGUUCCCCAAGAAGAGUCACCAGAAACCAAACCAGUAGUAGAUCCAGAAGUCGACAUCGUCGAAAGUCUGGUGAAAACUUUGGAAGACGUCAUCGAAAAAGACAUAGACACCACUUUCGAAAAAGAUGUGAUCGACAAAGACCAAGUCACCGAAGAAGACAAACCCAAAAUCGAAAAAUUCGACGAAAAAUCCACAAAACCAGAAGAAGUCGUCGGUUCCGUCCAAGUAACAGAAUUGUAG